ACAAACAUGGACGUCGGAAACCGACAGAGACACGUUUUAAAGUGGUGACAAAGCGAAAUAAGAACGAAAGUAGAACUGGAUUACAGACUUUUAAGUUGAUAUGACAGAAAAUGUAGACAUUGGUUCAGCAAACCGAAUAGCUGAGUCUGAAUUAGAUACAAACUCGCCAGAGAUGGGGAAAGGGUUUCGGACGAUCGAGUGGGUGACUCGACUUAUUUUUGCUGUUGUUAUGCGCUUUUGGAAGCUUUGUACUUCUGCAGCACUCAUUCUUUUGUUGGCGUUCUGGACUACAGGGGGCGUUGUUACAUUCCUCCUCCUCAUAUUCGCUCUCAUAGGAUUGUUUUACAAUGCUCAGGACAUGCUGUUAUACUACCCAGACCAGCCCCCACAGUCUCGCCUGUUUGUCCAGCUCCCCAACACCAUCAAUCUACCAUACGAAAAUCACUUCAUCCGUACAUCGGACAAUGUUCGAAUCAACGUUGUUUUAAUCAAACACACGCAUGCCAAUGCUCCGACUGUGAUAUAUUUUCAUGGCAAUGCAGGAAAUAUAGGCCACAGGCUUGUAAACAGCCAUGGAUUCUUUACCUCGUGUGGUGUGAAUGUACUACUGGUGGAAUACAGAGGCUAUGGUAAAAGUGAAGGUUCUCCUUCAGAAACAGGUCUGUACAGAGAUGCUGAGGCAGCCAUCAACUUCCUAUUGGGCAGGAAUGAUAUAAACAGCGAGAAGAUUGUGGUGUUUGGACGCUCACUAGGUGGCGCUGUAGCAGUGUGGCUGGCAGCUCAACCUUUCUAUGCACAACAUAUAGCAGCCUUAGUAGUAGAAAAUACUUUUACUAGCCUACCCGAGAUUGGAAGGACUAUAUUUAAUUUCAAGUUGAUGGAAUUAUUGCCUCAGAUAUUAUUUAAACAUAAAUAUCCAUCAGCUGAACGAAUUAAAAAAAUAAAGCUUCCUACGUUAUUUCUGUCGGGACAAGCUGACGAUCUCAUUCCGCCCAAAAUGAUGACAAAACUCCAUCAGGUGUCUGGGAGUGGAAUGAAGCGAAUACACAGGUUUGACCAAGGUACCCAUAAUGAAACUUGGAUGUGCUCUGGUUACUAUGAAGCUUUUCUACAGUUUCUCAAAGAUGUUAUACUGGCGAAGUCUGUUAGUCAGGCUCAGGAACAAAGUCGACCAAUAGUUAACAAUUUUUCCUCCAAUCCAAAUUUGACUCAAGUGUGAUAAAUACUUGUAGAGUAGUGAUCGGGUGACACCUGUUUACGUCAUCUUACUGAAAUGUUGCGAGAGUGAAGUGUUCUGUUUAUAUAUAUAGCUGUUAAAACAAACGUUGACUUUGUUUUCAUUUCAUGUACAAGAUUAAUGAACGUUUAUGUGGAAGCUCUUCAGAGUAUCACUAAAAUGAAAACUUUCAUAGUCUUUAAAAAUUUAGGCAUUAUAAAUUAUAGAUGGUUUGAUAAUGCACUUAUAAAGGCAUUGCUCAGAAAUAGAGGAAAAGGGGACCAUGAAGUCGUUCAGAUGUAAAGGAGCUAAAAAGGGAGAGGCAAGGCAUCAUAUAUGGUUUUAGUGUAUUUUUACGGGGUAAGGAGUUUAUUUGGUCUUGAGACAAAUGUAAUGAAACCUGAAACAGUUCAUGUUGAAUUUGUUUCAAAACCAAAUCAAUUCAUGAUCAUCACCACAUACACUAAAGCAAUAUUCAAUCUUUAUAUUUCAAUUAACAUAUCUUAUCUAUUUACUGGGGCUUGUGGUAGUCUAUGUUUGAACAUAGAAAAAGGGUCUGGCAUUAAAUUUUGGUUGUCUUGGACCAUGUUGAAAACAAAUCAUUCUAAAUACCCAAAAAUAUUUUUUCUUAUUUUCUUAAUUCUUCAUUAAAUAAAUA
Mizuhopecten yessoensis (Yesso scallop) is the source of this 1874-nucleotide messenger RNA. Its product is annotated as protein ABHD13-like. Gene Ontology annotation, cellular component: membrane. The coding region runs from base 101 to 1219 and encodes 372 amino acids. The transcript is spliced from 7 exons. Gene Ontology annotation, molecular function: palmitoyl-(protein) hydrolase activity. Lineage: Eukaryota; Metazoa; Mollusca; Bivalvia; Pectinida; Pectinidae. The record is from RefSeq and is a predicted model, not a curated record.